Letharia columbiana is the source of this 438-nucleotide messenger RNA. RefSeq lists its product as uncharacterized. The coding region runs from base 1 to 438 and encodes 145 amino acids. NCBI's taxonomy places the organism in Eukaryota, Fungi, Ascomycota, Lecanoromycetes, Lecanorales, Parmeliaceae. The record is from RefSeq and is a predicted model, not a curated record. The transcript is spliced from 2 exons.
AUGUUGGCAACUCUCAUGAAAUACAACGGCUCUCGUGCUGCAUCCACGAUCCCUGCAUUGCAGAAACAGUACAAUGGGAGCACUGGGCUGUACGACACGACAGGCCGGUGGAACAGUGCGAAUGCUCAGGGAGAGCCCGUGGCCUUCGCUGUCAUCGACCCGGCUCUGAAUACUGUCGCUAAUCAAGUGUACCCAAUCCCAGACGGCGUGGCAGUGUCGGCUUAUACCAACUUGUCCCUGGAAGUGGCCACGUUCCUGCAACCCCCUUUCUCCAUCAUUGAAGGCAAUUCUGACACUGGCUCCGAAGCUGAGGCAGAGCACCAGGGUUGCCGUGGAGGCGCAACACCGCUCAACGCAGCGCGGCAGUUGCGUGAGAAGAUCGGCGCACCAGAUGGAGACGCGGCUGGGGGUGUAGGUCUCAUUUUAGGACUGGUGUAG